Cottoperca gobio is the source of this 975-nucleotide messenger RNA. RefSeq lists its product as uncharacterized. The transcript is spliced from 4 exons. The record is from RefSeq and is a predicted model, not a curated record. The coding region runs from base 1 to 681 and encodes 226 amino acids. Lineage: Eukaryota; Metazoa; Chordata; Actinopteri; Perciformes; Bovichtidae.
AUGAUCCUGGUGAAUCAUUUGGACUCGUUCACCUCAGCUGACACUGUUCAACAGCAGACAGGUUUUUGUAUCACUCUGUUUCACUGUGUUGACGGGGGGGUGGCAGGAUACGCGAUCUUUGGCUCUGGAACUAAACUGUAUGUAACAGAUGAGCAGGUAGUGAAGCCCGUGGUGAGCGUGUACCCAGCAGCAUCCAGAGCCCACCUGGAGGGGAAGAGCUCCCUGCUGUGUCUGGCCUCAGCCAUGUUCCCUCCUCUGGUCCAGUUCUCCUGGAGAAGACGAAAGGAGGACGGUCCUCUGGAGGAGCUGCCCCCUGCUGAGGGAGAGCAGCUGGAGCUCAGAGAGUCGGGACGCACCGCCGGCAUCCUGCUGAUCCACCAGCAAGAGAACAGCACAUAUAAAUACCGUUGCUACGUCCGGCACGAGGGGGGCACAGUGGAGGCCCAAGCAGAACAAGAGGUUCCAGCUCCAGCAGCCUCCUGUCCUCCAGAGAGAGAGCCAGCAGACCUGCCAGCACUGCAGCAAGCUGACUUGUCCUUCCAGUCUCAGUGCAGGGUGAGGCUGCUCUGCCUGCUGUACACAGUGCUGAUAGUGAAGAGUCUGGUGUACUGCUGUGGACUCUCUCUGCUGAUGAUCCUCAGGAACAAGGGAGCGUCCACCAACUGCUCACAUGCUGACUGACUGUUUUCUGAUCGCCUUUUCUCUCCAUCACAUCCCAUCAAUCUCUUUUCUCUCUGUGAUCAGUAUUCUCUAAUAUCAGUUAUGACGUGUUGUGGUUGGUUGUAAAAUGUAUCUUGUUAUGCAGGUUACCGUCAUCCUAAAACUAUAAGUACAUAUACACAUAUAUAUUUGCAGUUACUACGUAUACAUUCUGUGUUUAUGUGUUUAUUUCCACCUUUACUUGUGACUUGUAGACUUAUAGAAAGAUGAAUCGUUAGCUGGUAGAUGUUUUAUUGUGUUUAGUAUCUUUCAUAU